ACUAGAGGAGGAGACGGAUUUGGGAAAAGCAGUUCAACCUAAACUCAAUAGCGUUAGUGCGAGCUACACGGAUUAACGGCAGCUUUAGUUGUCGUUACUGUCGUACGAUAGUGUUUCUAUCUCACUCAAAUACCCGGGUUCGAGCGAGAGAUUCUGUUUGGUCCACUUUGGAGGAGGCGCACACAUCGGAGCGAGCGUCGUAAUCGUUUAUUUCCUUGGUGGAGCGAAAGGAGCCGUGGUUGUGGCCGGGCAGCCCCGCCGAACUGUCGCCUCUGUACGGAAUAUAACAUAUAUAACAUAUUCGUAGUAGGAGAGUGGAAAUGCCCGUUUCAACGGCGUUUGGGGUGUUUUGAAUAUAUUCGACCGAGUUAACCGAAGAGAAGUUUGAUUGGACAGCGGAGUGCGCUUGAUUUCCAGUCCGAUGAACGUGAGCCCUGCCCGGCUGUGGCUCGGCUCUGUUCUCCGCGGAUCAGAGCAGAACAGGUUCAACACCAGCGAGAGCAGGUGAACUACAACAAUGCUGCAGACCUGGCUGAAACACGACAGCCCGGGCUUGAAUGCCAACAAGUCGUCCUCCAUUGCUCGCCUGUAAACCUGGAAAUACCAGCAGCCAUCCCCUCCUCUUCUUCAUCCUCCUCCUCUUCCUCCCCUGCUCUGUGUUUGGACUAGUACGGCUCGAAUUAUCUGGGAUAUUCGGGAUUCUGCCUCGAUCUCCACAUUACAAAGAUGCUUUUUGCAGAGACAGUGUUCCUCGGGACAUCAAGACGUUUAAUCUGACUGUCGAUUUAAGAUUUUUACCUUUUUAAAUUGUUUUUGUUUUGAUAUUUUUAAAAAUCGUUUUUCCAGCCAGAGGAUCGGAUUCGGAUGGAAAAUGGGAGACGCUACCAAACUGGCCUUCGCCGUUUUCCUCAUCUCCUGCUCUUCAGGUGCCAUCCUGGGACGUUCAGAGACUCAGGAGUGUGUCUAUUACAAUUCCAGCUGGGAGAAGGAUCGCACCAACCGCAGUGGUAUUGAGCCGUGCUACGGCGAGAAGGACAAGCGGCGGCACUGUUUCGCCACAUGGAAGAAUGUCUCCGGCACGGUGGAGAUAGUUAAGCAGGGCUGUUGGCUGGACGACGUCAACUGCUACGACAGUAAUGAGUGUGUGGAAAGGAAGGAGAAUCCCGAAGUGUUCUUCUGCUGCUGCGAAGGCAACAUGUGCAACGAGAGGUUUCUCUACGCCCCUGAAUCGCCCCCACCAAGCGACCCGCACCAUACAACCGCCUACACCACCUCCAACCCAUUUCCUCCGAAGCCCCCGCUCUUGAGCACUCUGCUUUAUUCCUUGAUUCCCAUCAUAGGCCUGGCUGCUGUGGUCCUCUUCUCCUUCUGGAUGUGGAGACACCACAAACUGGCUUAUCCAGCUGCACUCGUCCCCACACAUCACGCCUUUCACAUUAUGGUGGAGGAUCCUGGACCCUCACCCCCAUCCCCUGUUUUGGGACACAAACCACUGCAGCUGAUCGAGGUGAAAGCCAGGGGGCGCUUCGGAUGUGUGUGGAAAGCCCAGCUGUUGAGUGAAUACGUGGCUGUUAAGAUCUUCCCAAUUCAGGACAAGCUGUCUUGGCAGAACGAGUACGAGAUGUACAGCGUGAGCGGCAUGAAGCACGACAACAUCCUCCACUUCCUAGGCGUGGAGAAGAGGAACAACAACCUGGACCUGGAGCUGUGGCUCAUCACCGCCUACCACGAGAAGGGCUCCCUGACGGACUACCUGAAGGCCAACGUGGUGUCCUGGAACGAGCUCUGCCACAUCGCCCAGACAGCGGCCCGCGGCCUGGCCUAUCUCCAUGAAGACAUCCCGGGGCACAAGGAAGGACACAAGCCUUCCAUCGCUCACAGGGAUAUAAAGAGCAAGAAUUUACUGUUGAAGAGCAACCUCACCGCCUGCAUAGCUGACUUCGGCCUCGCUCUAAAGUUUGAGGCUGGAAAAUCAGCAGGAGACACACACGGACAGGUGGGAACGCGUCGCUACAUGGCUCCCGAGGUUCUUGAGGGUGCCAUCAACUUCCAGCGCGACUCCUUCUUGCGCAUCGACAUGUACGCGUUUGGCCUCGUCCUCUGGGAGCUGGCAGCGCGAUGCACCGCCGCAGAUGGCCCAGUGGACGAGUACAUGCUCCCGUUUGAAGAGGAAGUGGGUCAACAUCCGUCUCUGGAGGACAUGCAGGAGGUCGUCGUCCAUAAGAAGCUGCGGCCCUGCCUGCGGGACUGCUGGCAGAAACACACGGGUAUGGCCAUGCUGUGCGAGACCAUCGAGGACUGCUGGGACCACGAGGCAGAGGCUCGGCUGUCGGCCGGCUGCGUCGAGGAGCGGAUCGGCCAGAUGCAGCGCCAAGCCCCCAUCAUUGGCCCUGAGGAGAUUGUCACGGUUGUCACCAUGGUGACCAAUGUGGACCUCCCUCCCAAAGAGUCCAGCUUAUGAUCGGCCCUGUGGCUGAAACCGGACGAGCUCGCAGAAACAUGGAUGAACGGCCAGCCCUGGUUGGCUGGCGUAGUUGUCUUUUCUCAGUUUCUCUGCUUUUGCACCCCCUCCCCCCCUAGUGUGGGCCGCUACUCGCAUUCAGGAAACACCCUGUGCCCACGUCAUCACAUCAGUUUAUAUCCACCUCAUUUUGAUAUGUGUGCCUGAGGAUUUUUAACGUUUUACCAGUGGAAACUCUCAACUGGAGGUUCAGGAUAUUUCCAAACGGCGUCACUGAGGAUGCUGACACGCUGGGAUGACGACGCUCAGCAAACACUUUUGUCAUGUAUUGUUUUUAUAUACAUACACACACACAGGAGGGCGGCUUGUUCUGCUCGGUUUUCUACGGAGAGAGAAGAUCUUGCAGAGGAAUUUCACAGGACUCUCAGUGCAUUUUAGUGUAACAGAAAAAAGACGAGCACCUGGCUCUCCAUACAUUUGCUGUUUUCUCGUGUGAAUUUUGUUUUUCUUUUUUUGAAGAAACGACUAUCGUUCUGCCAAUAAGCAACGGCUUCUGAAUGUUUAUAGUGUAUUGCUGCUGUACAUAAUGUAUUAUGGACCCAGACAUUGGUAAUCGAGCUUAUUUUAACGGGGGGGGGGUCCAUUUUCAAGCAUUACGACGAUAAGAACCAUAAACCUCCUUCAACCAGGUAUACCUCAGUUCAGAUGGACACAGUUUAAAUUAGUCACUCUCCCUGUUCACAGUCACAGCUGACAACCUUGGCUCUUCAUGACGUUCAAACAAUCUGCUGUCAGCCAUGGCGCUCAUGGGUAAUGUAGUCAGCCAAGCCUCCAUGUUCAUGGCCAUACACAAUGAAAACACACUUCUGCUCUUUCUCGGUUUGCUUCACUCAGACAUUUGACUAAUAUCUUUCUCCUGUUGUUGGUUUAUUUUACAUUCUUUGAGAUUUUCUCUUUUGAUAAUAGGGAAAAGUUCCCCCCAGAUGAAGUUGUAAGUGAACAGUGAUUUUUCUGUUUGGGUUUGCCGUGUCAAGUGUCAGCAGACAAAUAAUAUCUGUUGACGUGCCUGAUUUUGGCCAUCUGGAUAUACAGUAUUUGUAUUUAUAUCUGUCUGGAUUAGUGCUGGGUAUCGAGUCAUGACACCUUUCGUGUUUGGUAUUUGUACCAAAUCUGAAGGUAUUAAAUCGCUUCAAGACAGUCACACUCUGAAAUCGGCUAAAUGUGGUCUGGUUGCUUGUAGAGAAAGCUGAUUAACAUGACACAGUGGUUGAGUCUAGCAUCAAAUUGUUUGUUUCUGGGGUACCCAGCCCUACUCUGGAAGUGGACCUGGAUUUAGCUGAGCCAGCCUGCUUUUGAUUUGAGUGCACACAUCUUUUGGACAACUAUCAAGAGUUUCUGCUCUCUUUUGAUACACCUCAGGAAUCUUUGCUACUUACCACUUCCUCACUUCCUGCUCAUCUUCACCUGUUUCUGACUUUUACGCUUCCUAUCUUGUCUCGUCUCUGUUUGUUAGGGUUCAGUCGGCUCUGAACAAAGGUCUGUGCUGGCUUUUGGACCUGCCUAAAUCUAAUGUUAGUACUAAAUCCAAGCAGUCCCAUCUCAAGGACUGAGGCUGGUUCGUGGCCAGUUAGUAUGCACACUCAACCAGCUCCAAGUCAUCAGAAGCAGAAUGAAUGUGGUGAGUUAGCUGGUAUCUCCAGCCCCUUUGGUAUCAAGCAUCUGGUCUGGCCUUGGUUACCUCCCCCGCAGUUAAGGUGUCUGGUCAACUACUGUAACACACAUUUGCGAUAGCAUUGUGAUUUUUUUUUUUUUUUUUUUUAAUCCAGGCAGACUUCAACUUGUAGACGUCCGGUGUCACUUAGUUCUCUAAAGUUCUAUACGGGCGUUUUGUCUCCCCAGUUGAACACACACACUAAACUAACAGAAGCAACGAUCUGCUGGCUCUGCGACUUUUUGACACUAACCCCACCAUCACACGGCUAACAGCAAGUUGAGACGAGCACCUCCCCUAUCUCUUUCUUCAUCCCGGUGCCAUUUGACCAUACCCAUACUAGUUACUCUUGUAGAUGUCAGGCAAAACGGAUGUAUUUGUCAUUGCUGUCAAGGCAACAAUGACAUUUUUGAGUCAUUAUUUCCUCUGAGGGAUUUUGAACACUGGUGCCGGCAGACCUGCAGUCUCUCCUCAAACUUUGGGACGGUUUCACUGAUACAGUUUAAAAUCAAGCGGUGCACCCAGAAAUACUCAUUAUGGAGGAACCUCUUUCCUUCAAACCAUUCUGCGUUCAGGACAAUAACCUAAAUAAAUUUUAAGCAAACAUAGUACUGUAGAAAUGACUGAGACUGGGACGGGGCAUGAAAGCAAAACAUCUUGUAUUAUACAUCAAACAGUGGAGUCUCCAAUAUCUGAACAAGCCAAAUAUACAUCACAUUUAAAAAUUUGUUAGACUAACCAACAGCAGUUUUCAUUAGGUUUUUUUGCUGCAUAAAAUGCACAUGCAUACAUGCAUAAGGAAGUGGAAGCCAUCGUUUUGUUCUUUACUUACUGUAGCUCCACAUUUACAGUACAUUAGUAUUUCUUCCUUUUGCCGCUGCUGUUUUCACCUUUAAUUCAAAACGAGUCCUCACAAAACAGUCAGGGAUGCUCAGUAGUGCAAAACCCCAGCUGCCCUUCAAUAAACACUACCUCACUCACAGGGAUUCCUCUGGGGUAGAAAGUAAUUCAACCAAACCAAAAUCUCAACUGUAUAGAAAAGGAACUAGUUUGUGAAUCGGGUGUGAAGUUCCAGAUUGGGGGAUUCUUUUUCUGAGUGCACUCAUGUUUAAAUAUUAUAAAAUAAGCUUAAGGUGUUUCCUUGUUUGCAUCAGUGUCGUACUGUUGAAGACUAAAUGGCAGUAAUGUGUAACACGUACAGGGCAGUUCAGCAGUAUUACCCUUAGUAUUACCCAGCAGCCUCUAAAAGUUGGCUGGUUUUCUGCCAAAGCAGCUGGUAGAGUUGACGAAGCCAUCAGCUACACAGUGCUUCGUUGGAGGUGAGCCCCAGUUCCACAGGGUGACUGUUUGAGCUUAAACUGCACCUGAGAAACCGGCCCAGAUCGACAAAUACCAUUCAGGGAUCCAGUACUAUGCUUUUCUAAGUUCUAGCGAGUUAUAUGCAACCAGUGCCGCAAACUACCCCGCACGUCUGUGGGGUCAGCUGCAGGAGUGACUUUCAAUAUAUACAAACACACAAAUAACUUGUAGCAUUUUUUUUAAUCCGUGACCUUGCAUAUUGAUAUGUUGUAUUUAUUUUUUAAUUUACAGGCCUGAGGGUUUUGGGGGAUCAGAGCUUAAGUGCAACUCAGAAAUAAGUUGUAAGAGUUGGCCCAUGUUUGCCGUUAGGGGUGGGGGUGGGCGCUCGGUUGGAAUUCAGGAAAUACUUUCAGUGAUUCAAAAAAGAUAUAAAGUGUAACGUGCUUGUUCUAUUCAGUCUAUGGACAAACAACUGAGAGUGAAUGUUCUUCAGACUCCUGGAUCCCAGUAUUGUGUGUACUUUGGACUGAGCCCGGCUCUGUUUAACUUUAGAGGGCUUUGCGUUCGGCUGGUUUCGUGUGAUUGUGCCCCGUCGCUCUAGAAACUAGUAAAACCGCAUGCAGAGAUCCAUUCAUACACCUUGUGUGUUGUACAGUUACCUGGUAAAGAUGUGAACCUGUUUUGACUGAGAUGAAGCAGGAGAUGGACCUUCAGCCGCCGACGGCAGAGCAGAACGGGCACUCGCUCAGUUAACAAGCACCAAAAUGUCCACAAGCAGCCUUUUCACGGGCUCCUAAUCUGAACAGAAAUGUUAGUUCAUCCAGAAUCAGAGCUCGGUUGUGUGUUUUCGUCUGUCCAGACGAUUGCAGACAAAGCCGAGCUGUUGUGCUGCUGUCCUGAGCCAGCUGAAUGUUGAAUCUGAGCUUCAUGUGAACCUCUGUGAUUGGGUUUCCUCAGCGUGCAGGCUUUACUUGUUUCUGUCUCGACCUCCUCUGGCCCAGCACCUCAGUGCUGUGCAUAUAAACUACAAGUGAAACAUUUGUGUCUUGUUGCCCCCACUACUUUAAGCAGUCUAGAAUCUGUACAGACAUGAGAACAUAAAUACCUGUAUUAACUAUAUACUCUGAGCUGAAUAUUUAUAAGUGCGUGUUGAACUUCAGUGUUUCCUCUACAUUCAUUUCUACUUUUGUUGUGUUCUGAUUCAGUGGGGCCUGGCCCAGCAGCGUAAUAAUUGUCCUUUUAAAUAUGCUAAACACGUUGAGCUUUGUGUAAGCUGAAAGCGAGAGGCUCAUUGGAGUACUUACCGAAAGGAAAGAAAGCACUUAAGGUUCCAUCAGCAUCAAGGGUGGGGUGUUCCUCAAGGAACCGCUUUGGGUGCCCUUCCAUUGCAUUUGACGAAACUCUAAAGUUCUUUAAGAGCAGUUGCAAUACUCCAUGUGUAACAAUCCAAUCAUCACCUAUAGGUAAAUCAUUCCAGCAUCUCAAUCACCUCCUUUUUCCUACUGUUGGUAAGAAUUUUAGAGGAAACAUUGAACUCUGGUGACCUCGCCGCCAAGACUGUCUUGGCAGCAAGAUACGUCUGGUUGCCAGGCCUUAAAUUUCUACAAAACAAAAACACUUCAAGCGUUUUUGACCCCACAUUUCUCCGAGGCUCUGGAAUUGCAGCGCUGAUCCAGGAUCUCCCGUUGCUGUCUGUGAUGGUAAUGAUGCUCACAGGGUUUCUGGGAUUCAAGGCUGGAAUAGUCCGAUGCAAUUUUAUUUUCUUGUGUGUUGCAUGUAGAAACAUGUUUUAUUUUUUGGUUGUAUUGUUUUAUAACUGGCAGAAAUGUACAAAAUAGUUCUGGGAUAUCAGACUGGAAACGUGUAGACAGUGCACCAGAAGCAUCCCACUGGAUGAGCAGGAGUGAGUCCUCUCACCCUGACCUCUGAUCCCCAGUGAAGGGGGCAGGAAAAAAACAUGGCCACGAAUAGAAAACAUUCAGAAACCCUGGACACAUUAUCGCAACGGACACAGGAUUGAUCCCUGAUCAGCGCUGUGACUCAUGGCUCAUGGUUUUUAUCAGCUGAAGUGAUCCACGUGGUGUAAAUAAAUGUGUUUUUAGAUUGUGA
Messenger RNA from Betta splendens (Siamese fighting fish), 7580 nucleotides. RefSeq names its product activin A receptor type 2Ab (gene acvr2ab). The coding region runs from base 872 to 2461 and encodes 529 amino acids. Gene Ontology annotation, molecular function: ATP binding; activin receptor activity; metal ion binding. Gene Ontology annotation, cellular component: activin receptor complex; plasma membrane. Gene Ontology annotation, biological process: cellular response to growth factor stimulus; activin receptor signaling pathway; protein phosphorylation. The record is from RefSeq and is a predicted model, not a curated record. The transcript is spliced from 12 exons. Lineage: Eukaryota; Metazoa; Chordata; Actinopteri; Anabantiformes; Osphronemidae.